Molecule: messenger RNA, 1143 nt
Organism: Colletotrichum scovillei
Lineage: Eukaryota; Fungi; Ascomycota; Sordariomycetes; Glomerellales; Glomerellaceae
Exons: 3
Coding region: 1-1143 (380 amino acids)
Source: RefSeq, a predicted model, not a curated record
AUGGCAGGUUUCGACUUCAACAUCAACAUGCGAGUGGUGGUUAUCGUCGCUGGCGCUCCAGCCCCGGAACGAGAUGACGUGACAGCAGAGAGCCUCGAAAACAAUGCCCCAUUCAGCUGCAGCAAAGUCAUCGCUGUGAAGGAGGGAGCGAAAUUUUCGAUUCUGGCAUCUCCUGGCGCAGGAAUUUGCCGACUCCUUGCCAAGGAUGAGGGGCUGAUGGUGCUGAUUCACUUUGACGACAACGAGGUUCUCCGGCGGUUGUAUACGAAGACCAUGAUCGAUGCCCGGGCAUCGCGCCGACUCCCCAUGGAGUUCUUUGGAGUUACGGGAGUGAAUAGUGAAGGCCGACAGGUCUUGCAGCCUUUCAAGUUUGCUACGGCCAAGAAAGACAGCGACGCGAUUCGAGGUACCAUUCGCGUUGAUUUAUACAUUGUCAAGCUACUUGGUUCACCGGAGAGGCAGCGACUCGACGACACUACUGCAUAUGGAUCAUCAGUUCAGGCCAAACACCUUCUCGCAUAUACCAAAGAACGUUUGAUAACAGCGGGAUCAAGCUUGGGACCAGGAACGAAGGUCAAGAAAGCCCUGGCGGCGGACACAUACGACGUGAAGCGGCUCAACUACGAGCGCCCUAUCGCCCGGUUCAACUUCAGAUAUGGACCAAGAGGAGACUUGCCCGUACACAGACCCAAGGACAAUAAUGAGAGCAACCGCGGUGAGGGCUUGAUCAAUAUGCCCAAGAAUCCAGCUCUUUCAAAGCAAGGUUCAGGCGGGAUCAGAGGCGCUGACGCCAAGAAAUCCUCCUCUUCAUUGCCUGCGAAGCUUCGUGUUCUGCCGGUAGCCCCUGCGCAGACACAGACAACUGCGGGUACGAAACCUGCCUCGACUACUGCCUUACCUGACAAGGGAGACAAGAUCGACUCUCAACUUAACAAACGGUUCAUUCCUCUCCGACCCAAGCUUCCACAGCCCACCGCAAAGGAGCAGAAGCUUCGCAGAGAGAUAUCGGAUGAGGAGGCCUUCUCGAUUCAAGAGACUCGGUCCAAGGACGCUCAACUCAGCAGGAAGAGAUCUGCCGCGGUGGCUUUCGGCAACGACUCACCUUCUAGACCCAAGAAGUCUCUCGCUACUUCUACUUACUGA